CCACCAGCUCAAAUGAAUGUUCAUCUGAAAGGUCGUGACCUCCUUACUCUACAGAACUACACAGCAGAUGAGCUGAAGUAUUUACUGUGGAUGGCCUCAGAUUUGAAACAAAGGAUAAAGCACAAAGGAGAGUAUUUGCCUUUGAUGCAAGGAAAAUCUUUGGCCAUGAUUUUCGAGAAGAGAAGCACAAGAACAAGAUUAUCUGCAGAAACAGGAUUUGCUCUCCUUGGAGGACAUCCUUCCUUCCUCACAACACAAGACAUACAUCUGGGUACUAAUGAGAGUCUCACAGAUACAGCCAGGGUGCUGUCCAGCAUGACAAAUGCAAUCUUGGCUCGAGUUUAUAAGCAUAACGAUCUGAACCUAAUGACGAAAGAAGCCACGAUCCCAAUAAUCAAUGGAUUGUCCGAUUUAUACCAUCCUCUCCAGAUUUUAGCUGAUUACCUAACUCUUCAGGAGCACUAUGGCGGGCUGAACGGGCUCACUAUCACCUGGAUCGGGGAUGGAAACAACGUCCUCCACUCCAUCAUGACGAGUGCUGCAAAGCUGGGAAUGCACCUGCGUAUUGCAACUCCCAAG
Molecule: messenger RNA, 579 nt
Organism: Antrostomus carolinensis (chuck-will's-widow)
Lineage: Eukaryota; Metazoa; Chordata; Aves; Caprimulgiformes; Caprimulgidae
Gene: OTC
Product: ornithine transcarbamylase
Exons: 5
Biological process (GO): L-citrulline biosynthetic process
Cellular component (GO): mitochondrion
Molecular function (GO): amino acid binding; ornithine carbamoyltransferase activity
Source: RefSeq, a predicted model, not a curated record